Messenger RNA from Penicillium soppii, 810 nucleotides. RefSeq names its product putative mitochondrial inner membrane protease subunit Imp2. Lineage: Eukaryota; Fungi; Ascomycota; Eurotiomycetes; Eurotiales; Aspergillaceae. Gene Ontology annotation, molecular function: serine-type endopeptidase activity. The record is from RefSeq and is a predicted model, not a curated record. Gene Ontology annotation, cellular component: mitochondrial inner membrane peptidase complex; membrane. The coding region runs from base 1 to 810 and encodes 269 amino acids. The transcript has 2 exons. Gene Ontology annotation, biological process: mitochondrial respiratory chain complex assembly.
AUGCCGAAGCCACGAGCAACACCAAUACCUAAUGCGCGAUUCCGAGUGCAAUGCCCUGAGGAAUCGGCGCCCAAAAUCGGACCAUCAGUAUCAUCAGCGCCCUCGGCGCCCUCAGGGCCAUCCCUGGCCAAACAAAAACGACCUCCAAUUCUCUCAACCUUCCUAACAGGCCUCCGCCAACGCUUCAGCACACUCCCGGCCCCAGUCCGAAGAGCAGGCCGCACCCUCCGCUGGCUAACACCCAUGGUUCCAAUCGCUCUCUUCUUCCCCGAACACGUGUUACAAGUAAUGUGGGUGCGCGGCCCAUCAAUGACGCCCUACUUAAACGAAAACUACGACCAAACACAAACACAAAGCGACAUGGUGCUGGUCAACAUGUGGCCCUGGGGGUCUAUGAAUCCCUUCCAGAAACAGCGGACACUAGAGCGCGGAAUGGUGGUUACGUUCCGCUCCCCCGCAAAUCCCUCUCACAUCGCUGUCAAGCGCGUUAUCGGAUUACCUGGUGAUCGAAUCACGACGCGCGAGCCAUGCAUGCGCCCGACGCAGAUCGUGCCUUGGAACCAUGUCUGGUUAGAGGGUGAUGCGGAGGAUCCGCGGAAGACGCUGGAUAGUAAUACUUAUGGCCCUGUUAGUAUCAGUCUGGUUACUGGGCGGGUAUUUGGUGUAUUGGGGCCGCGGAUGCGGUGGUUAAAUUGGUCGGAUUGGGAAUCUGAAUCUGGGAAUGAGACUGCGGCGGAGAUACAUCGGAAGAGUGUGCGGGAUCGUGUUUUAAAAGAUGCUGUUAAGCUUGAGCAGCCCUAUUUGAACUGA